GAAGAAGAAGAAGAAGAAGGCCAAAAGAAGAAGAAGAAGAGGAAGCCUGAGACAGUAGUGUUUGGCGGCUAUGGAGGGACUCAAGCAACACUUCCCCAAGAUCCGCGUGCCUCAGGGCGGGGACAAAGUGUACAAGGAUGAGUGUAUGUUCUCCUUCGACACGCCGGAGAGUGAGACAGGGUUGUACAUCUGCCUGAACACCUUCUUGGGAUGGGGCAAGGAAUAUGUUGUACCAUAUUCCCAACGAACAGGGAACUGUGUGUUCCUGCACCUCAAGCGCAUCAAGAAAGAGCUCCCACCUGAGAAGGAGAUGGAGCCUGAGAAGAAGAUUGCCCGCCUCGCCAUAGGCGUGGAGGGCGGGUUCAACCCUGACGUCAACAAGAAGAGGUACGAGUAUGAGGAACACAACUCCGUCGUCAUCCUGCCAGGCUUUGACACCAUACCCCUGCCCAACCCAGAGCUUCCAGAGAUCGUGCAGCAGAGUGUGGCAGGCAUCCUCAAGGCAGAGUCGGCCCUGCAUCUGGCGGAGGUAGAGGCAGCAGCGGGGGCGUGGGACGGCGAGGUGCGGCAGAUCUCCAAACACUCAGCAACCCUUAUGCAGCUGGAGAACGGAGUCAAGGUGCCUCCCAAUGGAUGGAAGUGUGAGCAGUGUGAUAAGACAGAUAAUUUGUGGUUGAACCUCACCGAUGGAAAGAUUCUCUGUGGCCGAAGACAGCUGGAUGGCUCCGGAGGGAACAACCACGCUGUGGAGCACUACGAGCAAACAAAGUACCCGCUCUCAGUCAAGCUGGGUACCAUCACGCAGGAUGGGAAUGCUGACGUGUACAGCUAUGAUGAGGACGACAUGGUGCUUGACCCCAAUCUGGUGAAACAUUUGGCGCACUUUGGCAUCAAUGUUAAGGUUAUGGAGAAGACAGAGAAGACUAUGCUGGAGCUGGAAAUUGACUACAACCAGCGGGCGUGGGAGUGGUCACGCCUCACUGAGUCUGGCACGAAAUUAGUGCCGAAGUUUGGGCCAGGAUUCACAGGCUUGAGGAAUCUUGGCAAUUCAUGUUACAUCAACUCUGUGAUGCAAGUUCUCUUCACCGUGCCAAGCUUCGUGGAGAGGUUCUUUGAGUGUGCGACAGCUGUCUUUGAGAGCUACCAGGGCUCCAAUCCUUCAGAGGACUUCAACGUACAGAUGUGUAAACUUUCAAAUGGUCUUCUGUCAGGGAGGUACUCGGAGGCUCCCAGCACAGUGGACGAGAGCAAAGAUGUUGAUGACCUGCAGCCUGGCAUCUCACCCCUCAUGUUCCGGACCUUGGUGGGCCGGGGCCAUGCAGAGUUCUCCACCAAGAAGCAGCAGGACGCCAUGGAGUUUCUGGAGCACGUGUUGAAGAUGACUUCUUGUAACUCUGGCGGCACAACUGACCCAGGCAACUGUUUUAAGUUUGAGGUGGAGGAUAAGUUUGUAUGCAGUGCCAGUGGAAAAGUGCGCUUCGUGACCCGGCCGGACCAGUACCUCCCUUUCCCCGUCCCCAUGGAGGAGGCCAUCAACAAGGAGGAGGUGGCGGCGUACCAGGCCAGGAAAGCCGAGGCGCAGGCAGCACAGAAGGCAUUACCUGAAGACCAAGUUAGAGCAAAAAUCCCCUUUGAUGUGUGCCUGUCCAAGUUGGCAGCGCCGGAGCAGAUCAUGGCCUACAGCACAGCAGCAGGGAAGGAAGUAUCUAUGCACAAGAUUACGCGUCUUCGAACCUUCCCUGAGUACCUGAUUAUACAGUUGGUGAAGUUCGGCAUUGGUCAAGACUGGGUGCCCAUGAAGUAUGACAUUUCAAUCGACAUGCCGGAGACCCUUGACCUCUCUGUGCUGAAAGGCUUUGGGCUGGAGGCGUCGGAGGAGCUACUACCUGAGACUCCUGCCCCAGUCAAGGAGCCGGAGAUCAACAUAGCAAUAGUUCAGCAGCUGGCGGAGAUGGGCUUCCCCUGGGAGGCGUGUCGGAAGGCUGUCCACUUCACCGGCAACACUGGCUCCGAGGCGGCCAUGAACUGGGUCAUGGAGCACAUGGGAGACGCUGACUUUGCCGAGCCGCUCGUCGUGCAGAACAAGACAAGUAGUGGGAGUGACAGCUUCAAGCCUGAUGAGGAGGGGCUGGCAAUGCUCAUGUCCAUGGGCUUCAACAGGGAGCAGGCUUCUCUGGCUCUCAAGGAAACCAGUAAUAACCUUGAACGUGCAGCUGACUGGAUAUUUUCCCACCAGCAUGAACUAGACUCUCUAUUAGCAGCGCAGAGCGGAGCACCGGCCGUCCCGCCACAAAAACCGUCAUACACCGAUGGUCCUCCAAAAUAUGAACUGAGUGCUUUCAUCAGCCACAUGGGCACGUCAAUAUUUGUGGGGCAUUACGUGUGUCACAUUAAGAAGGACGGUGAGUGGAUCAUUUACAAUGACAACAAAGUGUCCAAGUCAGUGGACCCCCCUCUGGACCUUGGCUACAUAUACCUUUAUAAGAGAACUGCUAACUAGUACUGUUAUAUAACACAGCUUUAAAGAGUAGGUUAUUAUAAAUCUUUCUACCAUUUCAUUUCCUAUUAAUUUUGUAUACAAAUUAUUCUGUCAUAUUCACAAGUAAAUUGGAUUUUUUUUAUAAUUGGACAGUUUGAGGAUUGAAAAUCCUGACUUAGCCUGUGAUCACAUAAUGACAGCCAAUGGUAAUUCUUGACAUAAUAACUGACAUAGCAAUAUUAGUAGAAUCAACAGGCGUAGCUAUUCUUUCUUUUGUGUAUUGUUGAAAUCCUUGAACAAAUUCAAGUUAUUAAUUUUUGUAGGUUUGCUGGCGAGUAGAUGCAGUCUUUUUUUCUACAUUCUCGUGCUUCUUUGAAUAUAUGAAACAGUUCCAAGCAACCAUUUGGCUAUCAACACACGGCUUCCUAGCGCUGACAGGGAGCCAGUGUGCUGGCCUUGGCCCGGGGCGUGAGUGCUUGAUCUCUAGACUGGUCACAGCUUGUACAAUGAUGCUGUUAAGGGACAGUUUUAUCACACUUUAUAUUAGUAGACGAAAGUUUUGGAUAUUAAAGAGAGGAACAUAUAUAUAUUUUAGAUUGAUAAGUGAGUGAAUUGUUGAGAAAAUGAUGUAUUUCAGUUGAAAAUUUAUUGUAGAGCCAGUUCAGCAUCAACUUGCAUUGACUUAAUUAAAUUUAUGGAACAGUUCAGCUUCACAAAGUUUUAUGAAGCAGUGUUUUUGUUACUUUCUAACUGCUUAGCUAUCUCUCUAAUGCUCAUUUCCUUUGAAUAGAACUUCCCCCAGGGUGGUGGGUGUGGCAGAAGCAUCUCCAACGUUCCCUAUUCUGCCACUCCCUCUCAGCAUAUUCAAUAUCUUGCCUGCCAACCCUCUCCCUCCAGGACUCCUCCAUUCUAUAGAUCCAUUUCACUCUUAGUCUUUUCCUGACUUCCUCUCCCUCAAUCCUGCCACCAUACACUUUACAAAAUCAUCCUCAUUUAUUCUGAUCACAUUUCUAAACCAUCUCAGAGCAUCAAGUGUCAGCCAAUCCACAAUCUUUGGUCUUUGCUCUUACACCCAUACCAAAACUCACACACAUCUUUAUUACUCUCUCCAUCCCAUUUUGACACAACACUAUUCAUGAUUGCUGUGCUACAUUCCACAUCAAUGUCUAUGCUGCAUGUGACAGUUGGGAGGAUAAUACUGUUUCUUUACACUUAUACCCAUUCUCACACUUUUUUUAUGUAACUCUUCAAUGCACCUAUUAACUGUUGGUCCUUCACUGGUCCCUCAUCUCGUACUGCCAGCUCCCAUGUUUACAUAAGACUAUCCCUAAGUACUUAAACUCGGUUACUUCUUUCAUCUUCUCUUCCAGCAACCAGAUUUUACAUGAUUGGGUUGUUGUCCCUGCCCUAACUAUGGCUUGCACAAUCAAUAGUCUAUUCUCUUGUCAUCUCACACGCCGUUACUUUACCCUUGCCAACAUUUGCUUUUAAGUUGAUUCUCUCACACUGUCAAAUUCAUCCACAAUCCUCUGCAACAGCCUCACUUUCUGCCAGCAACACUAAUGUUUUGGAAAUUGGCUUGCCACCAUUGACUCCUCCUGGCCUCUGUAAUUUCAGUUUUGCACCAAAAACUGGCUUUCAUUUCUUUCCUACAACCAUUUAUAUGAAUAUCUGAGCCAUAUCUCCUCCCUUUAUCUUUAAAAUUUAUGUGUAUCUUGUCAGUCCUUCUUUUCUCAUCAUCUUCAGGCAUUACAAGUUCACUUCAGGACAAAGACUUUUCUAACAUUCUCCACCUCUAUAUGAUGUUAAUGUAGUCCAUCCUGCUCUGGCAAAGCUCUAAUUUCAUCUCUCCACCCAGUCUUUUGUCUACCGUGGCUUCUACAAAAUCUUGGUUGCCACUCUAACUCUCGUUGCCCAACUGUUAUCAGUUCUAAGCAUGAUAUGACCUACCUGAGUUAAUUUUGUAUUCUUAAUAUUCAGUUAAACAUCUUUAACCUUUGUCUGUUCUCAAAUCCAUAAUACUUGCCUCCUGUCUCCAGGUUAUACCCAACAUUUUUCAUUCUAUUCCUCUUUGUAUGUUUUAAGGUUCUCUAAAUGCUUUGUGAGGUUUCAAAUUUCUGAACUGUAUGUUAGGACUGGCAGGAUACCUUGGCUGAACAGCUCUCUCUUCAUUGGGAGUAUCGGAAAUAUAAUCACAGUGUUGAAAGUCAACAUGUCCUCUGGUGAAUAAGGGUGAUUUGGGUCUUUGUGUUGGCUGUCUUCAUUAUUUGUGGCUGAAUUUCCAUAACUGAUGAAACAAGGUUGUAAAUCUUAGGUAGAGAGUAGGUUGUUACUAUGCCACUGUUCAGUGAGUCUCUCGGAAGCAAUCUUCAUCAUAUGGCAACACCUUCACCCUGAGGGCCUUUGCUUCACUUUAUCCAUAAGGCUGUUUUUACAUGCUUCUCUGUGUUUUUGUCUGCAGAAAUAGAGAAUGCAAUCAUGGACAGUUUUUCCAUCAUAAUAUGUCUGAGUGAUAAUUACAGCUGUCCACUUCAUGUUGCAUCAUGGUAAAGGAGUAAGAGGUGAGGAUGGAGCUGUUGCUGGGGGUCACCAUUGUUUGGGAGAGGCUGGCUAACACUUACCACUUUGUCUUUAACCCGGUAGCUGCGGGGAUCAUGUUUCUUAAAGGCUGCUCUCAGCGAAUUAAUGAGAAAAAAUAAUCACUCUUGCAAAUAAUUAUAUAAUAGAUAUCAGCGCAUUCAUCAUCAAUUUGUGCAUCCUCUAUUUUUGGGGGUUUAUGACAAGCCAAAGAUUUGGCCUGUCACUGGUACACGGUAAAAGCAAAAAUUUGGCCCGUUGCUGCUAUCGGGUUAAAUCUCCAAGAUGUCCAUCAUGUUGCAUUGGUUGAUGUGGCCUUUAGUCAAGUGAGGGUAGCUUAGCCUCCUUUUAGGAUGGCAAGUCCUGAGCUAUUUACCAGAAUGCUUACAUCUGUACAAAGGCUGGGGACUGAUUGUGUCUGCCACUAACCUGUCAAACACCUGCCAUACCAAACAACAACCUCCUGGGGAUGACUGGUUGUGCAGUUUUUCAUUUGAACUGGUUAUUUGUACUUGCCUGAUAUUUAAUAUAAACUGAUGUCUACACAGGACAGGGAGUAUUCAUAGUAAUCACUAAAUAUCUUGCAAACAUCAAUAGGCCUCAGCUACAAUUAUGUAUAAGCAUGUAUUUUCAUCUCUUCAGUUAUACUCAUUCCAAUUUGCUGAAAUCAAAAUAUAGUGGAUUUAUAACAGCCUCAUUAUGUGAUGGCUUCUUUAACUUGUCUCAACCAGUAUGGUGAGAGUUUAUAGUAUGAUUCAAGUGAAAACAGUUUUGGAACAUAGCUUUUUACAUUGGUGUCCUUUGACAUGUAAUUGCUAAGUUACAAAUUUAAGCUGAAGAGAAGUGGCCUUGCUUUCUGGAGGAUAAGAUAGGGAUGGUACAAGGGUUAGAAUGAGCUUAUCAGGAAUUGUGAAUCUCACAAUUGUGCAAAGUGCUGACCAUCAUUGUGCUGCCACAGCAUUGAUCUGCUCAACUCUAAUCAUUGACCAUCUUCCUCAGGACGUUUCACAGAAAAUUUAGUGAAAUAAUAAUGUAUAAAUGAGUUACCACCAUUCAGACACUAUAAUCUGACUGUCAUAAGCUAUGCAUAACACAUCCGUCAAAAAUAGUAAAACUUGCUUUGCGGCAUUAACAUAACAUAAAAGUUUGUUUACAGCUAUCAUGCCUUGCCAAACAGCAGCAGUCCUCAGAAGGGCAUGGUUGCAAUAUAAUUUAUUCUUACAUCAUGGUCCUCAGAAGGCAAAAAAUGCAUAUAUUUUGCAAUCAGCCUUGUUUUGCAGGUUUUUGUGUUAAUCAUCAGUCUCAGUGAUGAUGAUUGAGACAAACAUGUAUAUGCACUUUUUGUGCAGCAAUAGUGCAUCUCUGACACUGAUGUUGUGGAAGUCAAAUAAGUGUGAAAGUGGCCUAUCUUCCAUCCUUAAGUUGCUGUUUAGUGAAGAGGAUUUUUAUAGCAUGUACACAUGAUAAAGUUUAUGCACCAUUUAUCAUGACUGAUGAGUUGAGGAGAUUGAAAAGGGUCAGUUCUCAAUCUAUAUUUACUGUGAAAUUCUAAAAGAAAUGUGGAUGCACCUCAAACUGUCUAGCUCUGAGUGCUUCUGAGUCCAUCCAGGCAUAUUGACAGGUCCAUUGUCUUAAGCUGACAGUUCAUAGAUGCUGUGGGGGAGGAGCAGGAUAACAACCAUAAACCGUUUACCUCAAGUUUGUUUAACUUGGGGGGGCCAAAAAUUUUGAGGGGAGUGUCCCUUCAUUUGCUCGCCUGUGGUCCAUCAUGUGGGGGAUGGCAGCUGCCGACUUCAGGAUUACCAGAAUGUGGAUACUUGUGUGUAACUGAUGCUCAUCAUGUAACUAGUUCUUGCAGGAUUCCUGGCCAUUUAUAUUUUUUUUUAAAUUUUAAGUAAAAAGGGUAAAAAACGUAAUUGUGAUCCAAAGGCUACACUGACAGUGUCCACUAGGUGACUCCCAACUCAAGUUUAAGUGAGUACAUCUGUUAGUACUAUUUGUGAAUGCAAUCAUUGAGAACUCAAGUGUUCAAGCACACACGGGAAGAUAAUCAUUGUAAUUAUAAAGCUGGAAGUCUUGAGUACUAGUCUGAAAUGUGGGACAGAUUGCAAACAGCAAUAAAUUCCUUUUCAAUAGUAAAUUAUAGGAACACUAAAAUCACAUUUUAACUUUGUAGCAGGGUGUUAUGCCUCAUUAUAUCCUCAGUAGGCCAAGAUAUUGAGAUAAAGAGUAGUAACAUAUUCAGACCAGGUUUAAAUAUGGCAUGAAAACAGCUGAUCUUGCCUGUCAGAUUAAAAAUAUAACUUACCGUCAACAGGCCUUCUUGGAAAGUCACCAAGCAGUAUUGCUUCACUAUUCUGGCAGGAUUUGUGAAAUACCACAAGUGAUUUUGUCUCCAAAUAAGCCCUGUAGUACUUGCAGUUAGUCACUCAGUCCAUGAAUCUUUUAACUGAUGCCAAAAUGUGUCUCAGCUCGUCACAUCACAGGCGUAGUCACAAAGGUGAAGGGUGAUCAGGCUUAGUAAUAUUCCAAGGUCCGGUACUACUCUCAGGGAUAACUAAAGAGAUGGCAGCCCUCCCGUUACUCAGUGUUUUUGUGUCUGCCUAAAUGAAUGGCAAAGUUUUGAAGCCAAUUACAAACAUGUCUCUAACGAAUUGGUCCCAGCUCCUGUUGCCAUUUCAUAAUAAUCAAGUCAUGUGGUACACUGAGAAUGUUGUCUGGUAUGUGUUGCAGUGCUGGAAAGUGAGCACAGGCCUAUCGCUGGAAUAAGAUUAGAGGAUACUGUCAAAUGGGAACACUAAGUUAACUUCAAGUACACAUUGUUUGCCAGUAUUCUGUAGCACUCUUUAUUGUUUAACUGAACCACAAGUUAUAUGCAAGAUAGGCUUCCUUGUGUUAUUACUAUUUAUAAUAAUGACUGUUUAACUUAUUUUCUUAUUUUAUUAGUAUUGCUGUCUGCAUUUUUUUUUUUUACAUUAUGAGCUAGUCAGUUCAGGACUAGCAGUGUGAACUCAUUUGAUAAUAAAAAAAAAAGAUAAAUGACA
This is a messenger RNA of Eriocheir sinensis (Chinese mitten crab), 8100 nucleotides long. RefSeq names its product ubiquitin carboxyl-terminal hydrolase 5-like (gene Usp5). Gene Ontology annotation, biological process: protein deubiquitination. The record is from RefSeq and is a predicted model, not a curated record. The coding region runs from base 71 to 2500 and encodes 809 amino acids. The transcript is spliced from 15 exons. Gene Ontology annotation, molecular function: protein binding; cysteine-type deubiquitinase activity; zinc ion binding. NCBI's taxonomy places the organism in Eukaryota, Metazoa, Arthropoda, Malacostraca, Decapoda, Varunidae.